UUCAUUUGAAUUUUCCUAACAGGCCAGCACCGAUGCAGGCACCGCAGGAGCCCUGACUCCACAGCAUGUCCGAGCUCAUUCCUCUCCAGCCUCCCUGCAGCUGGGAGCCGUGUCUCCUGGGACGCUGACCCCCACUGGAGUGGUCUCUGGGCCAGCAGCUGCGCCCACUGCUCAACACCUUCGACAGUCUUCUUUUGAGAUACCUGAUGACGUGCCUCUGCCAGCCGGCUGGGAGAUGGCAAAGACGUCUUCUGGCCAGAGAUACUUCUUAAAUCACAUCGAUCAGACAACAACAUGGCAGGACCCCAGGAAGGCCAUGCUCUCCCAGAUGAAUGUUACAGCCCCCACCAGUCCACCAGUGCAGCAGAAUAUGAUGAAUUCGGCCUCAGGUCCUCUUCCUGAUGGAUGGGAACAAGCAAUGACUCAGGAUGGAGAAAUAUACUAUAUAAACCAUAAGAACAAGACCACCUCUUGGCUAGACCCCAGACUUGACCCUCGUUUUGGUAAAGCCAUGAACCAGAGAAUCAGUCAGAGUGCUCCAGUGAAACAGCCACCGCCCCUGGCCCCCCAGAGCCCCCAAGGGGGAGUCAUGGGUGGUGGCAGCUCCAACCAGCAGCAGCAGAUGCGGCUGCAACAGCUGCAGAUGGAGAAGGAGAGGCUGCGGCUCAAGCAGCAAGAACUGCUCCGGCAGGUGAGGCCGCAGGCAAUGCGGAAUAUCAAUCCCAGCACAGCAAAUUCUCCAAAAUGUCAGGAAUUAGCUCUCCGUAGCCAGUUGCCAACACUGGAGCAGGACGGUGGGACUCAAAAUCCAGUAUCUUCUCCUGGGAUGUCUCAGGAAUUGAGAACAAUGACGACCAAUAGCUCAGAUCCCUUUCUUAACAGUGGCACCUAUCACUCCCGAGACGAGAGCACAGACAGCGGACUCAGCAUGAGCAGCUACAGUGUCCCUCGAACCCCGGAUGACUUCUUGAACAGCGUUGAUGAGAUGGAUACAGGUGACACUAUCAACCAAAGCACCCUACCCUCACAGCAGAACCGGUUCCCAGACUAUCUUGAAGCCAUUCCUGGGACAAAUGUGGACCUUGGAACACUGGAGGGGGAUGGAAUGAACAUAGAAGGAGAGGAGUUGAUGCCAAGUCUGCAAGAAGCUUUGAGCUCUGACAUCCUUAAUGACAUGGAGUCUGUGUUGGCUGCCACCAAGCUAGAUAAAGAAAGCUUUCUUACGUGGUUAUAGAGCCCUCAGGUAGACUGAAUUCUGAAUCUGUGAAGGAUCUAAGGAGAUAAGACAUAUACCUGAAAUUCCCAGACAAGCCGGUUGCAGCCUCCUGGCUCACACAGAGAGAGAUGAACAAACGUCCAGCAAGACUUCUCACCCGCUGUUCUGCUCUUCCUUGUCCGUUGCUGCUGUUAAUAUAUUGCUGACCUCUUUCAUAGUUGGCUCUAAAGAAUCAAAAAAAAAACUUUUUUUGUUUCUUUUGCUAUUAUAACUACUGUUUGUUUUGGGGGCUGGGGAAGUGAGCCUGUUUGGAUGAUGGAUGCCAUUCCUUUUGCCCAGUUAGACAUUCACCGAUCAUUUAACUAAAUACUCAGACUUGGAAGUCAAAUGCUUCAUGUCACAGCAUUUAGUUUGUUCAAGCAAUUGUUUCUUCAGCUGCCUUUGGCCGGUGGAAAAACACGAUUUACUGGUCUGACAAAGCCAAAAAUGUUGUAUCUGAUGUUAAGUACUUGCGCUGAUUUGAAGAGAGAGCUGAAACCAAGGCUGGAGACUGUUUUGCUUUCAGUGGGCUUUUUCCCCUCCUAGUGCUACCGUCAGUCACCUAGUGACCUUGAUCUUAUUUUAGGAGCUUGUAAGGCUGAGACAACUUCCACAGAAAUAUAUUAAUUAUUGCCACAUACUCUAGGAUAGGUUUUGGUGGGUUUUAGUGUGGGUUUGUUUUUGUUUUUGUUUUUCCCUUUUCCAGAGCCUAGGCAGGCUGCCAUAGCAGUGAGCUUGUUCAUAGUCGGAGCUUGGGACAGUUGUAGUUCCUUCGGUAAAUCUGCAUUUCCUGGUUUUUUACCAUCUUAUUUAAAUCUUGAUAAUCUGCUCUCUCUAUAUAUACCCACACACACACUUAUAAUGUUUAUGAUAGUGUGAUAGCAGAAUGUAUUUUUAAGUUUUCCCUACUUCCCGAUUUAUUUUAAAAUGGUAGCUUUGAAUGUAUGCAUUUAGAACACACGGCUAGUGGUUGGUGUUUCACAGGUAGUUGAAAUCUGGUCGGGGCAGCCUGCAGGUGCUUUGUGGUAGUUAGCGUUCUAGAAAGAACUGUCAUUAUGGAGAGUGCAAGAGGAGUCCUGUGUGCCCCUCUGGGCGCACAGCGGAAAUUACCUGAUGGAUUUGAAAGAAGCAAACAAGAAAUGGCUUUAUCGUCCCCUGGCUAGUGCCUCGGACUGACUUUCAGUCUUGACGGGAAAUCACUGAGUUAGCUUCAUAACGGAUAUGACAGACGUAAGCUUUAUUUAGUGGUUUGCCUUCCUUUAGCUUUGAAAGUUUACCUUCGCCUUAGUUUUGGAAAUAAAUUCUAGUACUUUAGUUCUCAUUUGUAAUGAACACUUUAAAGACUACAUUGAAAUAUUUCCUACAAGAUUGUUCUUACUUAUAAGACUUGCUCCUACUUCUGUAUGCUGAGAAUUGACCCUGGAUAGGAAAUAGAAUACUGUAAGGUUAUGAGUUAGCUGGUAAGGUGAUCGGAUUAAUGUAUAUUGGUAGUUGAAUUUAGCAAAGAAAUAGAGAUAAUCGUGAUUAUACUUUUAUUUUUACUGGAAGAGAUAUAACUAGAGUAUGUGUCUACAGGAGUAAUAAUGGUUUCCAAAGAGUAUUUUUAAAGGAACAAAAUGAGCAUGAAUCAACUCUUCAGUAUAAGCUAUGAAGUAAUAUUUGGUUGUGAAUUAUAGUGGCACCAGCUAGCACCUCUGUGAUUAAGGGUCUUUCAAUGUUUCUAGAAUAAGCCCUUAUUUUCAAGGGUUUAUAACAGACAUAAAAUCUCUUUUCCUGUCUAAAACUGCUAUUAAAAGCCUCAGCUUGGGAAGAUAAAUGUUUGGGUUUUUUCCUUCUUCUUUCUAAACUACAAUAUCUUAAGUAUUUUGACCCUUAAAUUUAGAGGAGUACAAAAGUUGGAAGUAAGAAGUUUUAUAUUAAAUACUUUCAGUGCUCAAAAUGCAAUCACUAUUGUAUAUAAUGAUUCAUAGGUCGCUCAUUCGUAAUAAUUGACUCUUAAGACUAUUAAGAAAACAGCGGAAAGAUUAAAUCUUGAAUUAAGUCUGGGGGGAAAUGGCCACUGUAUAGAUGUAUUGAUUUUUUUUUUAAGAGCAGUAAUGAAAUUCUGCCUAGAAUGCAUAAAUGAGCUUGUGGAUGAUACAGCAUGUUGGUUUUUUAUGUGCAGAAGAUCAAAGCUACUUGGAAGGAGUGCCUACAAUUUGCCAUUAAGCCACAAAUUAAGAUCUUAUGUAUCAGCAGAGUAGCUUUAGAUUAGGGGAGGGGGUGGGGAUGUGGGAGGGGGUUGUGAAGACUUAGUGGGACCUUGCUAGAGAACUUUAUAAGCUUCUUUUUCUUCAAUAAAGACUUGUCUUGCAUCUUGCUGUCAUUAAAGGCAGUUGUUCCUAAAAUUUCAAUCACCUAAGUACACCCACAAAACAAAAAUGCAGAGUUCCUCAUUUCCCCUCAACUUCAGCGUGCCCAGUUGUACCUCGGUGUUGUAGCCGCGCCGUGGUGCCCGGCAGACACGGCGCUCUGGGCUCACGUGCCCUCCGUGCUGACCUGAAGGAGACCUUAAGAGUCCUUUCUCUUUCUGAGUUUGAAUCACAGCCUUGAUGUAGUCUUUCUUGUUUUAUGUCCUUGUUCCUAAUGUAAAGGUGUUUAACUGCUUCUUGGUUGUAUUGGGUGGCAUUGGGAUAAGAUUUUAACUGGGUAUUCUUGAAUUGCUUUUACAAUAAACCAAUUUUAUAAUCUUUAAAUUCAUCAGCUUUUUACAUUUGUGUUCUUUCCAGUUAGGGCUUCUUAGAUCUACUUAUGGUUGAUGGAACACAUUGAUUUGGAGUGUCAGGUUUUCCAGAGCACUAUUUGUUGCAAUAACGACUUUCUAAACAUAGUGCCUUUGAUAAAAAAGGAAAAAAAGAACGUAAGUGACUUUUAUACAAGCAGUGUUGCUGUUUUAAGUGUUCAUAGUAAACAGAUGCAUUCUAUAUGGAACCUUGGCAGAAACACUAAAAAGAAACUAAUUCACUGUGUAAUUCAUAAUUCUUACCAAUCAGUGUUGAAACUCAAAACAGUGCAAAAGUGGGAGACAGUAGCCAGUGAUUAACAGUUUCACAGCUUCUGCACAUCUGAGAAAUGAGUGCUCAGGUGAAUUGCAUCCUUCAUAAGCACGUUUUUAUAAGAAUUGUGGGUGUGCCUAUCUUAACAAUUGUCUUCUGUAUCUUGAAAAAGUAUUCUCCACAGUUUAAAUGUUUUAUAUUAGAGAAUUCUUUAAUGCACACUUGUCAAAUAUAUAUAGAGAGUACCAAUGUUACCUUUUUAUUUUUUGUUUUAGAUGUAAGAGCAUGCUUCUGUGUUAGGUACUUACAUAAAUUGUUACAUUAUUUGUUCUUAUGUAAUGCCUUUUCGUUUGUUUAUAUGGUUCAAAUAUAUUCUUUCUUUAAACUCUU
Molecule: messenger RNA, 4680 nt
Organism: Vicugna pacos (alpaca)
Lineage: Eukaryota; Metazoa; Chordata; Mammalia; Artiodactyla; Camelidae
Source: RefSeq, a predicted model, not a curated record